UGGCAUGGCGGCAAAGCGUUGUCUUCAUCCAUUGGUGUAUGCAUAGAGAUCCUAUUAAACUAUAGUGUUGCAGGAGUGUCUAGACCGUUGAUACGUGUGAAUAUGUCUGACAAGGAAGACGGGGCCUCAGGGGGGGGGCUGAAUGUUACCCUCACGUUUCGGCUUCUCAUGCACGGGAAGGAAGUGGGCAGCAUAAUUGGAAAGAAAGGGGAAACCGUCAAAAAGAUGAGAGAGGAGAGUGGCGCUCGCAUCAACAUUUCAGAGGGAUCUUCUCCAGAGAGGAUCGUUACCAUCACAGGACCAACAGAGGGCAUCUUCAGAGCUUUCUCUAUGAUCGCUGAGAAGUUUGAGGAGGACAUUACAGCUGCAAUGACAAACAGCACUGUAACAAGCCAUCCUCCAGUGACACUCCGCCUUGUGUUCCCAGGCAGUCAAUGUGGCUCCUUGAUAGGCAAAGGAGGCUCCAAGAUCAAGGAGAUCCGAGAGACCACAGGUGCUCAGGUACAGGUGGCAGGGGACAUGCUGCCGGAAUCCACUGAGAGAGCUGUCACUAUCUCAGGCACCCCUCAGGCCAUCACGCAGUGUGUCAGACACAUCUGCUCUGUCAUGCUGGAGUCACCGCCCAAAGGAGCAACAAUCCCAUAUCGCCCCAAGACCAUGCCUGGAGCCGGCCAUCCAGUAUUUCAACAACAACAACAACAUGCCUCACAAGCCUUCACAAUUCAAGGACAGUAUGCUUUCCCACAUCAAGAUUUGACCAAGCUUCACCAGUUGGCUAUGCAGCAUAUCCCCCUCCCUUCCCUUGGGCAGAGCAACCCUACCUUCCCUGGAAUGGAUGCCUCUGUCCCCAAAAGUUCUCAGGAGCUGGCAAUACCCAAUGAACUUAUUGGCUCCAUAAUUGGCAGACACGGCAGCAAGGUCAAUGAGAUUCGCCAGGUGUCAGGAGCUCACAUUAAGAUAGCCAGUGCCACGGACGGAUCGCCCAUGCGCCAAGUCACGAUCAUAGGCUCUCCGACCAGCAUCAAUGUGGCACACUACCUCAUCAAUGCCAGGCUCUCGUCAGUGGUAACAGGCUUGGGUGUUCUGUAAGUGUUGUUGUUGCACACGCAGUGCUGAAAGGAUUACCAUGCAGCCAUAUUGGAUUCUUGUGGCUUUGACAAUACACAAUAAUCCUGUAGAGUGGGACUGUCCUAACUAACUCCUGUAGUGCUGUUUUUGCGACUUGGUUUUCUCAGAACUGAAGUCCAAAGGAACAGAACUCUACAGUCCAAUUGAUAUUCUACUCUGCUCUCAGUAUCUGUGAUUGUCGCAGCACAAUAUUGUAACAACGUUAUGUCUAUGCUUGUGUUUUUAAUUAGGGUCUACCCUUAGGUUUGUUGAUGAGCUCUUCCAAUUUGUUAUAUUUAUCACAACGUACAUCAUGUAUUUUAAAUAA
Salvelinus namaycush (lake trout) is the source of this 1435-nucleotide messenger RNA. Its product is annotated as poly(rC)-binding protein 3-like. Gene Ontology annotation, cellular component: cytoplasm; nucleus. Gene Ontology annotation, biological process: negative regulation of mRNA splicing, via spliceosome. The record is from RefSeq and is a predicted model, not a curated record. The transcript is spliced from 12 exons. Bases 103 to 1089 code for a protein of 328 amino acids. Gene Ontology annotation, molecular function: mRNA binding. Lineage: Eukaryota; Metazoa; Chordata; Actinopteri; Salmoniformes; Salmonidae.